Molecule: messenger RNA, 3423 nt
Organism: Boeremia exigua
Lineage: Eukaryota; Fungi; Ascomycota; Dothideomycetes; Pleosporales; Didymellaceae
Product: Sec23/Sec24 family protein-like protein
Exons: 3
Coding region: 250-3288 (1012 amino acids)
Biological process (GO): COPII-coated vesicle cargo loading; endoplasmic reticulum to Golgi vesicle-mediated transport; intracellular protein transport
Cellular component (GO): endoplasmic reticulum exit site; COPII vesicle coat
Molecular function (GO): SNARE binding; zinc ion binding
Source: RefSeq, a predicted model, not a curated record
GCAUUCGUGUCGACGCCGUGCAUGAUGCCGCUCGGACGUAUUCGUAAAGUGCAGCACCACCAUCGUAACAGCCAGAUCACCAACUUCGGCGUGUAGCCGCCCUGAGCCAAAUGAACUCCCCAGCGCCCGGAACAUGAUAUAGAGCCUUGCAGUCCCUCCGCGACCGACCACUCGCCCACAUCGAACCCCGCGCCCGCCGUCUGACCUGGCACGAGCACCCGCGCCUCGACGCACCCCCGCGGCGCAAUCAUGAGCGACUAUUCCAUGUACCACGCCCAAGCCCAGGGCUCGCCAAAUCCCAACGCGCCGCCGCGCAAGGACGACCCCACAAGAUGGCGCCCGCCCGUCGCUGGGAGCCCCGCCAGCUACCAGCAGGGCGGCAGUCCAUACUUACAAGCCGGAGCUCCGCAGUUUGGCUCGCCGGCGCAACCGCAGCCGCCCGCGCAGCAGGAGGGCUAUUUCCCGCCUCAGGCGAGCCCGCUGAUCGACCGAGCCGGUUCGUUUCAGAGCGACCCGCACGCGAACAUGCUGGCAACGCAGAUGGGCACAAUGGCGCUGGGCGGCGACGCGCCACCAGACCACCGCCGCAAGAAGAAGGACAGACACGCCUACCACAACCUUGAGGGGCCGGGCGCGAGUGCUGAGUCGCCCAAUGGCAUGAACUUCAGUCCGCAGGUCGGCGCGCCGCAGUGGCAGGAGCCGGAGAUCACGCCCGCCAUGAGCCAGUUCCCGGCUGCGACGCCGCUCUUCUCGCCGGGGCUCGCGGCCUCGCCCAUGCAGCACGCUGCCCGCGCACACACGCCGCAGCCCGGCACCGCUGUCCAGGGCUCGGCGCAGGGCAAGGUCGACCCCGAGCAGAUCCCGAGCAUCCCCAAGUCGCGCGAUGCGCCCGCCAAGUACUACCUUGAGCACAUCUACCCGACCAUGGAGCACCACAUCCCGCCGCCCGCCACCGUGCCCUUUGUCGCCUACGACCAGGGCAACUCGUCGCCCAAGUUCGCCCGUCUGACGCUCAACAACAUCCCCACGUCCGCAGACGCCCUCGCCGCCACAGCUCUGCCACUCGGCCUGAUAUUACAGCCGCUGGCCCCGCUGCAGGACGGAGAGACGCCGGUGCCGGUGCUGGACUUUGGCGAGACUGGCCCGCCACGUUGCAGGAGAUGUCGCGCCUACAUCAACCCCUUCAUGCAGUUCAAGGCUGGCGGCAACAAGCUCGUGUGCAACAUGUGCACUUUCCCCAAUGAUGUGCCUGGAGAGUACUUCUCACCUACCGACGCCAACGGUAUCCGUGUCGACAGACUUCAGCGGCCGGAGCUGAUGCUCGGUACCGUUGACUACGUGGUGCCGAAGGAGUACUGGGGCCAGAAAGAGCCCGUUGCAAUGCGAUAUCUCUUCCUGAUCGACGUGACCGCUGAGAGCGUUGAACGUGGCUUCCUCGCAGGCUUCUGCGCGGGUGUGCUCGAGGCUCUGUACGGCGAAGCGAGCGAGACCGAAUCCACAGAAAAGACCAUCAAGAUCCCACAGGGCGCGAAGGUCGGCAUUGUCUCGUACGACAAGGAGAUGCACUUCUACAACCUCAGCCCAAAGCUCACUACUGCGCAAAUGCUGGUCAUGCCGGAUCUGGAGGAGCCGUUCCUGCCCUUCACCGACGGCCUGUUUGUCGACCCUCAAGAAUCCAGGACUGUCAUUACAUCGUUGCUGUCCACUCUGCCCAAGAUGUUCCACGAGUUCAGACAUCCCGACCCGGCUCUGCUCCCCACGCUCAGCUCUGCGGUGGCGGCUUUGACUGCCACGGGCGGAAAGAUUGUUUGCUCGCUGGGCGCUCUGCCCACAUUCGGUCCGGGAAAGCUCUUCAUGCGAGAUGAUGGCAAUGUACACAACACUGAUGCCGAGAGGAAGCUCUUGAAGACGGAGCAUCCUGGCUUCACAUCGGUGGCGAAGAAGAUGGUGGAGAAUGGCAUUGGCUGUGACUUCUUCCUGGCUGCGCCCAGUGGUGGGUAUCUAGACAUUGCAACAAUAGGCCAUGUAUCUGCAACCACCGGCGGCGAGGUCUUCUACUACCCCAACUUCCACUCACCACGAGACAACCUCAAGCUGUCAAAGGAGAUCACACAUACCGUUACGCGGGAAACCGGUUAUCAAGCGCUGAUGAAGGUUCGAUGCUCAAACGGUCUGCAGGUCUCGGGGUAUCAUGGAAACUACUACCACCAGAGCUUCGGUGCAGACCUUGAGUUCGGCACCAUCGAUGCGGACAAGGCCAUUGGUGUCCUCUUCAGCUACGAUGGCAAACUGGACCCCAAGUUAGACGCGCACUUCCAGAGCGCCCUGCUGUACACAACAGCUAGCGGCGAGCGCCGCGUCCGUUGCAGCAACAUGGUCGCGAGUGUCAGUCAAAGUGCCGGCGAGUGUAUGAAAUUCGUCGACCAAGACGCUGUCAUCAGCAUCAUCGCUAAAGAAGCCUGCGCCCGCAUGACAGAAAAGAGCCUCAAGGACAUCCGCGGCGCACUGUCAGAAAAGACAGUCGACAUCCUCGCCGGGUACAGGAAGAACUUCACUGGGAAUAGUCCGCCCGGCCAGCUCGUCCUCCCGGAGAACCUCAAGGAGUUUUCCAUGUACAUGCUCGGCUUGAUGAAAUCGCGCGCCUUCAAGGCCGGCAAAGAACCCACCGACCGCCGCGUCCACGACAUGCGCCUCAUCCGCUCCAUGGGCCCCCUCGAACUCUCCCUCUACCUCUACCCCCGCGUCAUCGCAGUGCACUCGCUCGACCCCGCAGACGGCUUCGCCAACGAAAACGGGCAUCUGCGCAUGCCCCCCGGCGUCCGCGCCUCGUUCUCCAAAGUCGACGAGGGCGGCGUCUACAUCGUCGACAACGGCCAGAUCUGCCUGCUCUGGAUCCACCAGCACGUGUCGCCCAACCUGCUCGUCGACCUGUUCGGCCCCGGCGCCGACUCGCUCAAGGCCCUCGACCCGUUCGCGUCGUCGCUGCCGGUGCUGGACACGCACCUCAACGCCCAGGUGCGCAAUAUCCUGCAGUACCUCGAGGGCAGCCGCGCGUCCAAGGCGCUCACGGUGCAGCUCGCGCGCCAGGGCCUCGACGGCGCCGAGUACGAGUUCGCGCGCCUGCUGUACGAGGACCGCAACAACGAGGCCCAGAGCUAUGUCGACUGGCUGGUGCACGUGCACCGGCAUAUCCAGCUGGAGCUCGCCGGCCAGCGCAAGAAGAACGACGACAGCGAUACCGCCGUCGGCAGCCAGUUUGUCGGGCUGCGCACGUCGUACUGGGGGUAGCAGGUACAUAGCUAUGCGGAGGAGGGUAGAUGGGAGCGCAAGACAGGGAACAUGGUUGCAUACACUAGCGAUAGCACGAUUCGGCGGGGAAUUCUAUGCCUGCUUUGCACUCGUCCGUCGUACCUCGACUCCCCU